Molecule: messenger RNA, 3911 nt
Organism: Mizuhopecten yessoensis (Yesso scallop)
Lineage: Eukaryota; Metazoa; Mollusca; Bivalvia; Pectinida; Pectinidae
Product: arachidonate 5-lipoxygenase-like
Exons: 16
Coding region: 491-2476 (661 amino acids)
Biological process (GO): hepoxilin biosynthetic process; arachidonate metabolic process; lipid oxidation
Molecular function (GO): metal ion binding; protein binding; oxidoreductase activity, acting on single donors with incorporation of molecular oxygen, incorporation of two atoms of oxygen
Source: RefSeq, a predicted model, not a curated record
AUUCCCAGGUCUGAGAUGUGAUACCUUUGAAUCAAAUAUGUCUUGUGUGUUCUUGGGUAUUGUGUUUUGAGAGGUGAGCACACUUACUAAUGGAGAUGUUUAAACGAAUGCUAAUUCAAUGUUGUUAACAUCACCAGCCCCCAGUGUUUCGGUAUAAACGUGGCUAAUGUUUCAGACUUAUGUUAACAACAUAAUGAUGGAGCAACAGAUAUUCUUUACUGUUUUUUUUUAUUACAACUCCCCUUGUGCUGCGAAAAUAGACCAACAUAGUUCACAAAGACUGUUUGCCAUUCAAUUCGUCACUGAUCAAACAACGUUAACGGAGCAUGGAAUCCCUGGGUAUAAAAACGGUAAAAAUAGAAUCUAUAACGUAUGGCUGUACCCCUUGUGAUCACUCCAGGUUAUGUGAGUACUGAAGGUUAAAACGCCUCCUACAGCUGUCAGGACAGGACCAACACAGAAUUUUUGGUAGGACCAUUGAGAACCAAAAAUGUCUGCCAAUGCCGUAUAUGAUAUCUCCGUGAAGACAGGGGAUAAGAAGAACGCAGGCACCGACGCAAACGUAGAGAUUUGUCUUCAUUGUGACGAUGGAAACAAAACAGAUACAUACAACUUGGAUAAAUUUUUCAGAAACGACUUCGAACGGGGACAAAUAGAUUCGUUCACCGUGACAGGAUGUAGGCUGAACAAAGUGAACUAUAUAGAAUUAUGGCGAGACACGGGAGGCAUCUUGGAUGACUGGUACGUGGACGUAAUUGAGGUAGUUUGUUCCAAACAGAUCUUCGUGUUUCCAUUUUUCAGAUGGAUCAAACCCAACUACCACUACAAAGUGCGCCAUCUUGAUACGUCACUUCCGGCUGAUGACCCUUUCAAGGAGCAGAGGGAGAUGGAGCUAAAGGACGCACGAAAACAGUACGAGCUGACGGUAAAGGCACCAGGGCUUCCUCCACAGGUGAAGAACCUGCCUGAAGAUGAACAGUUUUCUUUCGAUUACAUGUGGGAUAUCGGGAAGAGGAAGGCACAGGCUAUCCUUACGAGCAAAAUUAUCAAGCUUACCAGUGAUAACUGGAGGGACCUGGAUGAUCUGAAGAACGUUUACACCAAAGAAGUGUUUGUUAUUCCCGACAGUGUGGCGAAUUGGACAGAGGAUGAAUAUUUUGGCAACCAAAGAAUAGCCAAGAUAAACAAUUGCGUUAUAGAGUUGUGUACUGCCGUCCCAAAAAAAAUGGGCGUUACAGACGAUAUGGUAAAACAAAGCUUAGAGGGAUUAACCUUAGCAUCAGCUAUACAAGCCAAACGUUUGUUCCUCGUUGAUUAUGAAAUCUUGGAUGGUCUUCCUUGCGGGAGAGAAGAUAAAGUGGUAUGCGCUCCAAUAGCCCUUUUCUUCCUGAAUGGAAAACAGAAGUUGAUGCCGAUAGCUAUACAGCUAUUUCAGAAACCAGGAAAAGACAACCCUGUGUUCCUUCCCACGGAUCCCGAAUACACUUGGCUCACAGCCAAACUGUGGUUCAAUCAUGCAGACAGCAGCUAUCACCAGUCCUUCACCCAUUUAGGGGGAACUCAUCUGAAAAUGGAAGGCGUUGCAGUUUUAACUCACAGGAAUCUGUCUCCGUCUCAUCCGGUUUUCAAGUUACUGGCCCCUCACUUCCUCUACCUGCUGGCUUUAAAUACACGUGCUCUGGCCAAUCUUGUGUGUCCUGGUGGCUGGGCGGACAGGGCCAUGUCCUCCGGAAUUAAGGGCAUGUUUGAAAUCAUUCGGCGAAAAAAUCUUCAGUGGAGGUUGGAUGUAGACGGUUCGCUGCCAAAGGACCUGGAAAGAAGAGGGUUAUUGGGAGACAAUGUGUUACCAGGAUACUACUUUCGGGAUGACGCACUGCCUGUGUACAACGCAAUAUUCAACUUUGUUGUAAAAUACGUGAAAUUAUAUUAUGAUACUACGGCCAAGCUUGUAGGCGACACCGAGAUUCAGGACUGGGCAGCGGAAACGGUUUUGUCCAAAGAAAAAGGAGGCCUGGGCAUGCGUGGAGUUCCGGGGAAUGGAACAAUCACCACGAUUGACCAGCUAGCUACAAUUCUUACCAGCCAUAUUUACACGUGCAGCGUUGCUCAUGCUGCAUCCAAUUUCCCACAGUAUGACCAGUACGGGUUUCCUCCAGCCUACCCGGCUUCUAUGAGGGGAGAACCACCCACAGACAAGAAGGCCCUGACAGAGACAGCGGUGUUGGUAGCGCUCCCUGACAAAGCGACCACACUCGACAUGAUGGUUGUCACCUAUAUCCUGAGCGAGAGGACAACUAACUGUCUGGGGAACUUCGAGGUGCAAUACGUGUACGACCCCCCGGCUGUAGCCAUCAUUGAUGAAUUUAAAAAUGAGCUGAAGGUUAUAUCUCGUCAAAUCAGGGAAAAGAACAAGACUAGGGAUCCUCCGUACCCGUGGUUAGAUCCGGAAGAGAUACCAAAUGCCAUCAGCAUUUAAAUGCUUUCAACUGAGUUUCUUUUAUUGCACGAGUCAUGACUCAACAAACAGCUGAAGUGUGCUGCACAAGUCGUGUGUAAUUUUGUCCACGGACAUGUACCUGAGCUACAAGGGGGGGUAUCUUCAUUAUCCAUGCAUGCUGAACUACGGGUUAAACCAUAACUUGAUGACAUCUAUUUAUAUUUAUAUUCACCUUUUUAUCAAAGUCUACACACUAAAACCUUGAUAUAACGCAUUCUGUCUUAUUUGACAAGUUCCUUACCGAAAAUAUAUUUCAAUAUUUUAACAUAUUUCUUUCUUAGCAAUUAUUUAUUCUCCCUCAAAGUAGCGUCAAGCCCUUUAUAAUUCAAAAUCUGUGUUGGACAAAUGGCGACAGUUUAACGAGGUUUUACUGUGCUGUUUACCGGUCCCAGAUGUUUUGUAAAUAUAAUAUUUAUUUUGUUUACAUUGUAAUGAAUUCUCCAAUGUUCAUGAUAAUAUGAUAAUAUUAAGAAUUGUUACCAAUAUGUCAAAAUCGAUCUCAGGCUUAUAAACCUGUCCUUACACGUGCAAUUGAUAAGCAAUAUAUUUUGUUAUCAUCAUAACUAUCAUCAGACAUCCAGAUUAUCUUGCCAAUGUCUCUUAUGAAUCUGUGAAUGUACAAGUGUAUGCAAUACAGGUACAUUUUUUGUGCGUUCUAUUUGUCAUUGUACGUAAAUGGUAUGUUCCAGGAAGUUUUAAAUAUAUAUUUGUGAACCAAGCAUGAUCUAAUUUGCUUAUUAUUUCUCUUUGUCUCCUUGAUUUUUCUCCAUUUUUGAUAUGUUUUAUAUAAACUUUGUGUUCACAAUUCUGUCAAAAUUAUGAUAAAAACACGAAUGAAUAUUUAUCCAUCUAUGAAGUGAUUUAGAUACCUUGGUACGAACGCGUACCAAAACUACAUCUUAGUUUCUAAACAUUGUUAAUAAUUCCAAGCUCGGGGGUUGAUUUAAAACAUACUACUAUGUAGAUCACUCUGUCAAUAAUAAGUGACUUUUAACUUCAUAAUGAUAACCGAUGCUGUCUAUGUUAGAGAAUGGGCCAACAGAAAAACGUUAAGACUGGACACACAAUCACACAAUGUCCGAAGGCGGCCAGACACAUUUGAAGUAGUUAAACUGCCUCCUGUUUAACGAUAAUGUUGUGCAUGGUCACAUACGAAGCAUGUUCGCUUCUUAUCCUUACUGUGGUUAAAUUUUGUAUGACAAUAUUUAAGGUUUGUGUUUGUACUGGAUAGACGACUAAACAUAUUUGAAGUAUCACUAGUAUGUUUACCUAUUAACGGUACACUGUAGCAUUUAUGUUUUAUGGCCAUUGAGAGCUUAUAACUUAGACAGUUUAACACGACCUGAAAAAUGCAUUAACUAUGUAAUAUAAAAGUGUACCAAACGGUACAGAGACGAAGUAUUAUAUUCUUCAA